AUGUCGUACACACCGCUUCCCACCAAAGAAGCUGUUUUUAUGGAAAGUGAUAGAGAAUGUGAUAAGCUGGCGAAAUCAUUGAAGCUUUUGAUUAAUGGAGAAUGGAAAGUAUUGAAAAUCGACUUUCAUUUGCCACAGAAAUCGAAUUCAUUUGAAAGAUAUGCAUAUAUGGUGAAGAAACAAAUAUGGGUUGCAUUCAUUGAAAAAGGAUUUGCUAAAAUUCGAAAAAGCUAUGAGAAACUAAGUGGCGGUGUUGCAGGCAUAGCGCUUCAACAGCUAACAGGUGCUAUGACAUUUUCGGUCUUUAUGGAGAAAUUCAAUAAUGAUGAAAAUCGUGUGUGGGAGUUUAUUCAGGAAAAUCGAAACUCCAAGUUUAUCCUGACGGUUAGCACACCAACAAUUGAAGAAGAAUCUGAAAAAAAACAACUUCUCGAAGAAUAUGGUAUUCGUGAUUGUCAUGAGUAUUCUGUUUUGGAUGCUCAAGUAUACAUGGGCCACCGCCUAAUCUUACUUGCGGGUUCUGGACCGUUUGGUAAACCUAAGAGCGUUAGAAGAUGGGGUCAUUUACCCAGUUAUAAAGAAAUACGUGAAGAUUGGUGUGCGGUGGACUUGGGAUUUUCGGAAUUUGGAACUUUUUGGAUUGAUAUGAGUGAGCUCUUUCAAUACUUUGAAUAUGUUACUGUUUGUCAAUAUCGUGAGAAAUGGAAGGAAAUUCGUAUUCGAAGGAAUGUUGUUGCAAACACUAAGAACACAGAGUAA
Molecule: messenger RNA, 759 nt
Organism: Caenorhabditis elegans
Lineage: Eukaryota; Metazoa; Nematoda; Chromadorea; Rhabditida; Rhabditidae
Gene: clpr-1
Product: Calpain catalytic domain-containing protein
Exons: 5
Coding region: 1-759 (252 amino acids)
Biological process (GO): proteolysis
Molecular function (GO): calcium-dependent cysteine-type endopeptidase activity
Source: RefSeq, marked reviewed